GCGGGAAAGAGAGACCUUCUUCCGCCUAGAGCCCGCUCGGCUGGAGGCGGGCGUCCUAGAGAAGGCCUGACGGGGCCGCUCCUGCCUCCCGCUGACCAUAGAGAUGCGGCUCCCGCCGGCCUCGGGCCCAAAGGUGAGAAAACUGAGAAGCUAAGAAGUUAAAUGACUUGCUCAAGGUCACACAGAUAUUGGCUUCCUAGUGUCUCAAGGAAACACAGUGAUGACCGAUUCUGUAUUGGACCCACAACAAGGGAACAGCAGUAAGGAAAUGGAUGGACUAUGCCCUCAGCUAUUACUAGUGCCCCUAUCCCUCCCUGACCGUGGUGUUCCAGGGCCAGUUCAGAGUAUUUCCUACUCGGAGACUCUCCCACCUGUGCCUACAAACUCAGACUGCCUGCUUGUGGAAGCCACAGCAACAGAGGGGAAUACAGGAAGCAUGGAAAUCCGUGUAGAAUCGGUUCCUGGAGACUUAUCCCACAGUUCCCCUGGAGAGACCCCAGCAACUGAGCAGUCUUUUAGUGAAGGGAACUCUUCAGAAGGAGUAGGCAGCUCCCUGCCUGGCAGAGAAACAGUCGGAGAGGAGAAGGAGCAAGAAGAAAAUGGAAGGGAUCUUCUCUCUCCUGAAGAGAAGGAAGGAGAAAAGAAAACAGAAGAAUGUGAGAGUGGGAACAACAAGGAAGUCCAAAAGACACGAAAAGGGGCCUGGCAAUUCAAAGGAGAUGUGGCUGCUGGCUCUGAAUCAUUGUUCAAGACCCACAUGUGCCCCGAAUGCAAGCGUUGCUUCAAGAAGCGGACCCACCUUGUAGAACAUCUUCACCUGCACUUCCCGGACCCCAGCCUCCAGUGCCCCAACUGCCAGAAGUUCUUCACCAGUAAGAGCAAGCUCAAAAUUCAUUUGCUUAGGGAGCUAGGUGAGAAGGCCCACCGCUGUCCCUUGUGCCACUACCGGGCUGUGGAGAAGAAUGCUUUGAACCGGCACAUGGCAAGCAUGCACGAGGAUAUCUCCAAUUUCUACUCGGAUGUCUACACAUGCCCUGUGUGCCGAGAGGAGUUCCGCCUGAGCCAGGCCCUCAAGGAGCACCUGAAGAGUCAUGCCAUUGAGCCCACACGCUUGCACUGCUUUCAGGAGGGCUGUAGUCAUGCAGCACCUGAUCGGAAGGCCUUUGUCCGGCACCUCAGGGAGGCACACGGGGUGCGAGCCGUGGAGUGCCGGCACCACUCCUGCCCCAUGCUCUUUGCAACGGCAGAGGCUAUGGAGGCCCACCGUAAGAGUCACUAUGCAUUUCACUGUCCACACUGUGACUUUGCCUGUUCCAACAAGCACUUGUUUCGCAAGCACAAGAAGCAGGGACACCCUGGCAAUGAGGAACUGUGCUGCGCCUUCUGUCCCUUUGUCACCUUCAACCCCGUGGCCUACCAAGACCAUGUAGGCAAGAUGCAUGCCCAUGAGAAGAUCCACCAGUGUCCUGAGUGUAGCUUUGCCACUGCCCACAAGAGGGUGCUGAUCCGCCACACGCUUCUCCACACUGGAGAGAAACCCCACAAGUGUGAAUUGUGUGACUUCACCUGCCGAGAUGUGAGCUACCUGUCCAAACACAUGUUGACCCACUCCAACACCAAGGACUAUAUGUGCACCGAGUGUGGCUAUGUCACCAAGUGGAAGCACUACCUCAGUGUGCACAUGCGCAAGCACGCUGGUGACCUCAGGUAUCAGUGCAACCAGUGUUCUUAUCGCUGCCACCGGGCUGACCAGCUUAGCAGCCAUAAGCUGCGCCACCAGGGCAAGUCUCUAAUGUGUGAAGUGUGUGCGUUUGCCUGCAAGCGGAAAUAUGAACUGCAGAAACACAUGGCCUCCCAGCACCGCCUUGGAGCCCCGGCCCCGCUCUACCCUUGUCGCUACUGCAGCUACCAGAGCCGCCACAAACAGGCACUACUGAGCCAUGAGAACUGCAAGCACACACGCUUGCGUGAAUUCCGCUGUGCCCUCUGUGAUUACCGGACGUUCAGUAACACCACCCUCUUCUUCCACAAGCGCAAGGCCCAUGGCUAUGUUCCAGGGGACCAGGCCUGGUCACAGAGCUCUGCUAGCCAAGAGCAGGAGGGCACUGAGCCAUGCCCAGCUCCUCCACCAGACCCAGAGAUCUCGAGCCAGGCUUCUCCCCAGGAUGAGGAACGAUGCCCACAGCCCAUGGAAUCCUUCGAGCCCAGCUUUAACCAAGCAUUUUCAGGGGUUUGUGUGGAGAAGGGAGAGGGAAAGGAGGAAGAAAAGAAUGCCCCCCAUGGGGAUAACUUUGUGGGACAGUCUCCCAGUCCUGCAGAAGUAGAUGAGGAUGGCUGCACCCUGCACCUGGAGGCACUGAGUGUUGAGCUGGGCCCUGCCGCUGGGCUUCCCCCCACUGAAGUGACAGACCCAUCCCUUGUGGAGUAUGGGGAUCUAGGCACCUCCGAAGCCUUGGGAUCAGAGGAGCCAGAUGGCCCAUUGGAGGGUUUGCCUGACUUUGAGGAAGAGCCGGAGCUCCAGAACAGUGGUCAGUCUAGGAUAGGGGCCGUGGGGGAGCCAGGACAAGAGAAGCCACCCCCUGAUGCUCCUAGAGAUCUUGUAUCCUCAGAGGACACUCUUUAUAACUUACAGGGGGUCCCAUUGCUUGAGACACCAGCCCUGUCCCAGCUCCCACAGUCAGAGUCAGUGCUCAAAGCACUAAGAAGACGGGACAAAGAGCAGGCAGAGACCCUGGUACUGGAGGGGCGAGUGCAGAUGCUGGUGGUGCAGGGGGAGGGACAAGCCUUCCGCUGUCCACACUGCCCUUUUGUCACCCGCCGUGAGAAGGCUCUGGGACUCCACGCUAAGACUGGGUGCCAGGGUCGCCGGGAGCCCCUCCUUUGUUCAGAAUGUGGGGCUAGCUUCAAGCAGCAACGUGGGCUUAACACCCACCUCCUCAAGAAGUGCCCCGUCCUGCUCAAAAAGAAUAAGCCUUUGCUCAAAUCUACUUCUCCAGUCCUUUUAGAUCCUCAGCCUACUGUUACUGUAGCCUUGGAGAGCAUAGCUGAGGGGACGCCACCUCCCACCACCUGGGAAAUUAAACUAGGGCCUGCCGAAAAUCUGCCCAAUGAGCCUCCCCUGUCACCCCCAGUUGUAAAAGAGAGUGGGAGCCCAUCAUCUGAUUCAUGCACCCCAAUGGAAGGACACCCUGCACCUGUGGAAGCCUCAGAAAAAUUCUACUUUGAGCAAGGGAAGUUCCAUUGCCAUGCUUGCCCAUUCCUGUGUUCCCGUCGCUCUUCUAUUACCUCCCAUGUAACUGAGGGCUGUCGGGGCCAAAGCCGGGGCAGCAAACGCAGCACCUACCAGCCUGAGUCAGGCCUGAACAGCAAUGACCCAGGUGGGGAGGAUCAUGCCCCGGUGCUCCCAAAAGGGCCCCGGCUUUCCUGCCCCUCCUGCUCCUUCAGCUGUAGGCAGGAACGGGCAUUGAGGACACACCAGACCAGGGGCUGCCCUGGUACUGCGGAGCCUGGAGAGCUGCGCUGCAGCCUCUGCCCCUUCACUGCUCGGGCUGCAGCUGCUCUGAGGCUCCACCAGAGGCGGCGGCACCGAGCAGCACCGGGACUCUCAUCACCACCUGGCCGUGGACCCCGUCCCCUACUGCAGUGUCAGGAUUGCAGCUUCACCUGUAAGCAGAGCCGGUGCCUACAGCAGCAUCGGCGGCUGAAGCAUGAGGGAGUGAAGCCCCACCAGUGCCCCUUCUGUGAGUUCUCAACCACACGGCGCUACCGCUUGGAGGCACACCGGUCUCGGCACACGGGAGUGGGCCGCAUCCCUUGUGGGUCCUGCCCCCAGACUUUCGGCACCAACUCCAAGUUGCGCCUGCACCGGCUCAGGGUUCACGAUAAGACACCCACACAUUUCUGCCCACUCUGUGACUACAGUGGCUACCUACGGCACGACAUCACCCGACACAUCAACAGCUGCCACCAGGGUACACCAGCUUUUGCCUGUCCUCAAUGCGAGGCACGCUUCAGUUCAGAGACGGCACUGAAGCAGCAUGCGCUGAGGCGACACCCAGACCCUACGCCCCUGGCUCCAGGCACACCUUCGGAGGCCUCUGAGGGUCCCCUGCCCUGUCCUCGCUGUGGUCUCUCGUGCCCCAGCCCCACUGCCCUGAGGUGCCACACCCGCAAGCAGCACCCCAGGCUAGAGUGUAGCACAUGCCAUGAGGCCUUCUCUAGUCGGGGGGCCUUGGAGGAGCAUCGAAGGCGGCAACACUUCAGCCAUCGCUGCCACCUGUGCAGUUUUGCUGCUCGGGAGCGUGCAGGGCUUGUGAGGCACUAUCUGGGACAGCAUGAGAAGACGGCGGCAGGGGAUGGCCCCGCCUUACACUGCCCCUUCUGUGAUUUUACCUGCCACCAUCAGCCGGUUCUAGAUCACCAUGUCAAGGGGCAUGGGGGAACAAGAUUGUACCAGUGCACUGACUGUGCCUAUAGCACCAAGAACAGGCAGAAGAUCACUUGGCACAGCCGCAUCCACACUGGGGAGAAGCCAUACCGCUGUCAUCUUUGUCCUUAUGCCUGUGCUGACCCCUCUCGUCUCAAGUACCACAUGCGAAUCCACAAAGAAGAACGUAAAUACUUGUGUCCCGAGUGUGGCUACAAAUGCAAGUGGGUAAACCAGCUCAAAUAUCAUAUGACUAAGCACACAGGAUUGAAACCCUACCAGUGCACUGAGUGUGAGUAUUGUACAAACAGAGCAGAUGCACUCCGGGUACACCAGGAGACUCGGCAUCAGGAGGCCCGGGCAUUCAUGUGUGAGCAGUGUGGCAAGGCCUUCAAGACAAGGUUUUUGCUACGUACCCACCUUAGAAAACACAGUGAAGACAAGCCUUAUGUGUGCAAUGUGUGCCACCGUGCUUUCCGCUGGGCUGCUGGCCUACGCCACCAUGCCCUUACUCACACUGACCGCCACCCUUUCUUCUGCCGCCUCUGUAGCUAUAAGGCCAAGCAGAAGUUUCAGGUGGUCAAACAUGUCAGGAGGCACCACCCUGACCAGACUGACCCCAGCCAGAGUGUGGGCAAAGACCCUACUACCCCAACAGUGCAUCUUCAUGACGUGCAACUUGAGGAUCCUGUACCCCUAGCUCCUGCUGCACCUGAAGGUUGAGAGACUUCUCAGAAGUCAUGGAUCAAGGACAAGGACUUGGACAAGAACCAGAUCCUGGUUCUGAGGAGGGGCAAGGAGUUUCUGGAUUUGUCACAUCAGGGAGGCCGGACCUCUCCUAGGACUGGGUAUAGGGCACUAUGAAAUGUACAGCUGUGUAAAAAAGACUGGAUCAGAGUAUGACUCUUAUUCCUACUUAGGGUGUUUUUUAGUCCUCAAGAUCCCUAAGAGUUUCCUCUAGAAAUCCUGAAUUCAGGGGGUCAGAUUUUAUUGAUUCUUUAAAGGUCUUUUCUUCUUACUUGUCAUGUCUUUCAGUAUUUCAUCAUCAUCAGGACAUUUUUAUUAAGCAUCUAAUGGCAUAUACUUUGUACAGAGCAAUUUAAACGGGAUGUGAUCUCUAGCUUCAGAUUUACGUCUGUCUUUUUCUUAAUAUACCUUAACCAGGCUGGCACUUUAUUCUGCCCUUUCCUUCUUGGACUGUUCUCUGAAAUCUUUCCAUUUUAAUGGAUCAGAUACAAAACUAAUGCAAGCCUUCACUCUCAUCCUUGUUCCUAUUCCCUGGGCCCCUACAUUAGUCCCAAGCCUCACCCCAGCUCUGAGAAAGGCUCAGAUAAAGGAGGUUUUAGCAAAAAGAGAGUCCUAAAACAGCUAAACAGUUGUAUUUCCUCUUUUUCCAUAGGAAUCCCCAGCCCUGAGACACGCCCAGAAGCUGACCAGCAGCUUUCAGGAGCUGAAGGGCAAAGACCCUGUGGGGGAAAGAGGGCUCUGGAGGUGAUAGCCCCUCCAGGGCCUCCCUCCAUGAUCCAGGAGUCUUAGGUGAGAUUUGGCUUCAGGCCUUUUGCAUUUUUCUUUCCUUCUUCCCCUUCUUUGCCAUCCACCUCACUAGGGCACUUUUCUGCUUCUUAUUCAGCAACUUUGUUCCCUUUAUCUUACCUUCUGUCCCCAACUCCUAGCAAAGCUGGCCUCUGCCUUUCUUCUUUGCUCAGGCCCUCUUUCUGCCUUUGCACAUCUCUCUGUUCUGAAACAAGGAUGAGCCAUACUCUAGACUGAACGGGAAAUCCAAGAGAGGAACUGCAUGUUACUCUUCAGAGGUCAGACACCGUGAAGUUCAGGGUGGAUGGCCUGGCUGUCCCACAGGCCCUGCCUGGAGGCCUGGCUUCUUUCUCUUAGUGCCAUACUUAUGGCAAAGGAUGCAUGGCUCUGCCUGGAAACUCCAGGUACUCCUUCUGGGUUCCUUAUCCCCAUGCUUCCUCUUCAUCUCUGCAGUAGCCUUUGGCCCAGUAUGGGAGUUAGAGUCCUAGGCCUGGUUCAGGGCAGAGACCACAACAAAAAGAGCAGCUUCCAGGAAGAGCUAGAGAACGGAGCAGAAAGCAGGGAAGAUGCAAAAGGCUUGAGGAAGCCGAGACCUAAGAGGAAAAGAGGAAGCCAUGAAGAGGCUUCUUUCCCAGAGUUAGGCAAGGCCUAGGGAUACAAGGAGAAACUCUGUAUAAUACAAGAGUUUGUUUUGUUCUUCUGAGUAUCCCACCUAGCCUGCCCUGCUACCUGCUAAGAAAGAAAAGGACCACCCACCUAAACUCCUGCUGAUGCUUCUCACUCAGUCUUCAUCUUCAUCCGGUUCCUCCCGGAUCUGAAUGUGCACAAAAAUGGAAGCGGGGUGGAGACUGGUACCAUCUUUAGAGAGGAGAUGUACGUGACGAUAACCUGAACGAUGGCAUGGUACAGGAGAGAAGGGGACAUGAUGAACUCUGACCCUUACUUAGGGUGGGAUCAAGUUCACUCUGCUGAGAGACACACCAGGGUUGGGUAGGAUAGAAUUUAAAGGUUAGACACACUGGCUCACCUUGCUGGACACAGGCCCAAGGCAGUGUGUACUGCCCAACAAAGUCAUUCCUUGAUGCCCUGUCAUAAUCUUCCACCACAAAUCGUAGGAGGGCAAGCUCUGGUACUCGGACCCGGAAUUGCAGGGUCUGCCCCCAAUAGGGAUUAAAACCUGGUGGGCCAGGAGACAGGGUUGACUACAGUCAAUGCGCAUAAAGGGAGAAGAUGAGAAGUGUCAGAGCCUCCCCCUCCCCAGCCCCAGGUCACUUCAUGGAGCUGGCUUUACUCACCAUUGUUCUCCACAUAGCUGGUCUCCUGCCGGGCUGUGUCUCCCGGAACUCCAUGGAUUUCAACCCGCACCAGGGGGUCCACAAUGGAGCCCUCUUUGCUAUUGGCCACUUUAGGUAGCUGCUGACCACUGAUUACCUGCAACCAGAUAGUCACUGAUCUAGGGCUACCCAAGUAGCUCACCAAGUAGCUCCCCCUGGCCUCUAUGUCCAGCCCAUGAAUAUCUGAUGUAAAUAUUCUGGAGCAGAGUUUGCUGGAGUUGUGAUUGGAAAUGCACCCACGCAGAACAGUAAGACUCUAAAAUACCUAACAUCAUUUCACCAGAUCAAUCUACCCGGAGUAAUCCUAACCACACUGCCCUACCUCCUUCACACACACAUUCUGUCUCCUCAUCGAGCCACACCUGAAUGAGAAGAGUCAGAGUAGGACUGGAUGGCCUCUCAGGGUGGAAGGAACUUUGGGGGUCACACAGGAAAGCUGGCUUCAGCACAUAGCCACAGUUGCCAUUCUGACCAAAAAGGCCAUCACAGAGGUCCAUCUCCAGCCCAGCAGUCUGGAUGUUGAGGGCCACUUGACAGGCCAGAGAAAAAGAGAAUGGGGACAGUUCAGACAGGUCCCUGGGUACUCCCCAAGGGUCAGCCAUUCCUUGAGACAGCCGGAAGAGAGAGGUAUUUUUCCACCCCCCUUGGGGCUCUGCCAUUCACUUGCCACUUACCCAUCUGGCAGCCUGCGUUCCAGAGCUCCUGAGGGCUGUAAUUGGAGGAGUCUGUCCUCAGGCCACUGGGGUACACACGACUAAGCUGCCAUGCAUUGUGUUGGACAAAUUCAUUCCCUGUAAAAAGAUCUGAGUGAGGGACCACUGAACUCUCAGUUCUCCCCCAGUGCUAGAGCCCCCCACCACAUCCUCUCUGCUCUUUCCCCCAGGACUUGUCUCAGUAGGACCUGUUGGACUUAUUAGAUCUCCUUCACUGCCAAAACUUGACCAUCAAGUCUCCUUUUCUUCAGUAUUUUUCACUUUCUUCUAUUUGGGCCCCUACCCCUGCCCCAGUAAUCCCACCUCCUCCCUCCUGUCCUCCUGCUCCCACCCUCCAUAACUCACCCCCUCUCUACCCUUGGCAGCCUCCCUGGACUUCAGUGCCCUGUUACACCACACUUAGCCUAUAUCCCUCCUCUGACUUUCAUUCUCUCCUUUUCCUAACCGGCCUCCUUGACCAGGCGCCGGGCCUUUGCCUCAGAGAAGGAUGAUGUCUCGUAGAGGCGGUAGUGAGCCUUGGAGUGAGCAAAACUUCGAAAUGGAACACUCUUCAGAUAAACGACUAGGGCUGACAGGGCUGGACACAGGGCACUCUUUGAUUUCUAGAGAGGAGAAGAAAGCAGGUGGUAGUGGAAAUGGGAUGGAAAGGAAAGAGAAGGUCCUGACCUGAAGCUGAACCAUCCCUUUCAUGCUAAGGCCCUCCCCACCACCACCACUAGGAUUCUCCUCCCAUCCCUUCCCUCCCCACCUCACCUGCUUGGGCAGGAGAGGGGACCCAGACAUGGGACCAGGGACCUGGGGCCCAGUCUGACAACAGGCAGACGGACACCACAGCCGACAGGACACAACCUGGGGGUGGGAAUGGGAAUAAAUGCAGCCUGGAUGCCCUAAUGGUGUCAGUGUGGGCUGCCUGUGUGCAUUCACUAUGCAUCGAUUCUCUUGCAGUUAAGAAGUAGAAUGAGAGGAAAUGCAGGGACUUAUUUAACGUGGCUAAACUUUGUAUUUCCCCCAGCCAGUGCCUCGCAAAAUCCUGCACCUAGUAGGUGCUUAAUAAAUGUUUGUUGAUUUUAAAA
This is a messenger RNA of Monodelphis domestica (gray short-tailed opossum), 9079 nucleotides long. RefSeq names its product zinc finger protein 142 (gene ZNF142). NCBI's taxonomy places the organism in Eukaryota, Metazoa, Chordata, Mammalia, Didelphimorphia, Didelphidae. The record is from RefSeq and is a predicted model, not a curated record.